UAAACAAGUUCCACAACAAUACAACUUUUUGUAAAUCUCAAUUACUAACAUUUCAAGACAGAGGUUCCAAAUUUUAGUUAUAUUUCUCAAUUUAGUCUCAACUGCAACAUAAUUCUACACCUAAAAAACAUCGUAAACAGGAAAUAUUGGUACCAGUUCAAUGAGAAAACAAAGCAUGUAUUCCCCAAAGCAAGACGUUUAUGAACCACCGAGGUUUCAGCCGUGUCUUCACCGAUUUUUCCGAACUGAGUUGGUACAGCGAGAGUGCUUAACUCCUGAACAGUAUGUGGACAUGCUGUCUACUCCAAAGGCACACCCGUGGCUAGAAGCCGUUCAGGAAUACAAUGAAAAACACAGUAAAAAGUCAAAGAAAAAGAAAUACAAGAGAGGUGAAGAAGAGGUGCCAAGCCAAGAAUUACGCUGUAUUGAUUUCAGCUUUGCUGAAGAGUUUAUAAACGACAUGUGGAACGUCAUGUCACCAGAAGUUGCUGAUAGAUUGAUAGACCUUCUUGUCAGUGAAUUUGGAAUGACUGUUGAUGAGGCUGAAGAUUUUAUCGACUGCAAAAGCACUGUGGGAAAACCAACACCAUGUGUAAAAAAACAAUCUAAAGCAAUAACUAAUCUCGGUCCAAAACAUAAAUGGGUAAAAAAGUUUUCAGAUGUGUUUGCUAGUAGGAUUGAACAAUACAUUGUCAGUUUGUUGAUGACUAAAAAAACAACAAGAAUAAAAAGGAUUGCCGAACGGGUACUUAAUGAUAUUUGUAAUGUUACUGGGGACACAACAUCGUUGCAAUAUCCUAAAACUAAGCGUGAAAGGACAUUGACUCUUAUUGCUACACGUUUGGCUUUUUGGUUUGAGGAGAUUGUAAAUGACUUGGAUAAACCCAAGGAAGAUAAGCCUUCAGUGAGUGAAGAAGAAGAAGAUGAUGAUGAGAAAGAAAUGCCUGAAGAAGAAAAGGAGAGUGAGGAAGAAUCGGCUAAGGAAGAUGAGAAAGAGUCAAUAGAGGAUGAAACAGAAAUAAAUGAAGCUGAAGAGUCUGUAGAUGAGAAAACUACAUACAGAGAAUCUAAAACUAAAGAGGAUUCUAAAACAGAAAAAGACAAACUACCAGUAGCAGAAGAAGAUACAAAGAUUAAAGAUGAAGAACUACCACAAGAAGAGGAUCAGACUAUUGGAAAAGUCCCUGAUGAAGAAAAUCCAGCUGAAGAAAAGCCAGCUGAAAAUAAGCCAGUUGAAGAUAAGCCAGCUGAAGAUAAGCCAGUUGAAGAUAAGCCAGCUGGAGAUAAGCCAGUUGAAGAUAAGCCAGCUGAAGAUAAGCCAGUUGAAGAUAAUCCAACUGAAGACAAGCCAGCUGAAGAUAAGCCAGUUGAAGAUAAACCAAUUAAAGAUAAGCCAAUUGAAGAUAAGCCAGCUGAAGAUAAGCCAGCUGGACAUUAUCCAGUUGAAGAUAAGCCAGCUGAAGACAAAAGUGAAGAAAUGGCUAAGCCUCAAGAAAAUGAAAACCCUCCAGAAGAGAAAGAACAGCCUAAAGAGGAGGAACAAGCUAAAGAAGAAGUUACUGAAGAAAUCCCAGUCAAAGAGGAAGAAGGUAAAGUAGAAAAAUCUGAAACCGUUUUUGAGGAACAAAUGCCCCCGGAAGAAGUAGUUACACCUCAAGAAGAUAAACCAGCAAUUAAAGAGGCUGAACAAAGUGAAGUGGUUGAAUCAGUAGCAGAGGAAACAGUUCCACCUGAAAUAGAACCAGUAAAGGAAGAAGCUGAAGACAAGACAUCAGUUAAAGAAGUGGAAGACGUGAAGGCAUCUGAGGAUAAAGUGGUUCCAAAAGAAAAGAGUGACGAAAAGCUUCCAGAAGAAAAACAUGUUCCGCAGGAGGAGCCGGAAAGAAAAUCACUUUCUGAAAAACAAUCAGAAAAAUCACUUCCAAUUCCCGAACCUACAAAGUCGCCCAUCUCAACAGUUCAUAAACCUGCUUUGCCUGCAUUUGAAGCUACGCUAAAGACUGGAAGCACGUUGCAUAUUCAAAAAUUAAGCUCUGGCACAGUAGUGAAGCAAACCGCUGAGGCUAGAGGAGUUGACGUCCCUCCUCCUCGCAGAGUCCCAGAAUCAGGAAGUCCACUCAAUUUGAAAUCAACAGAAGAAUGGGUGGAUUGGGCAAACAGCAUCGCUAGUGUUGGUGAGGAGUGGGGAAAAUGGCUGGACAGCAGGCUUACUGAAGGUGAAAAACAACUAGUUGAUAAACGCAAACAUUCAGAUUGGAAAGCGUGGCUCGAUCAAACACGAACUGAAGCCUUAAAGUGGAGAGUUGAGGAAGAGAGAAUCAAGGAUGAAGGUAAAAGGUGGGAUAGAAAACUUGACCAGCAAACAAGUCGGACAAAAGGACAGAAAUUUAAACAAAAUAUCAAAAACAUGACAGUGACUUUUUCUAAAACCAAUGUUCUUAAUGAAGAAAGUUUGAAAAAAGACAAGAAGAAAACUAAACCGCAAACAACAAUGAAAAACACAGCUGAUCGCUUGGAAAAAAACAAAAAGAACACGACAAAGGAUAGUAAAAAUCCUGGCAGUGAGAUGGAAACAAACAAAGCCCGUGGAAAAGCAAAAGUAAAAAAAAUCACAAAGAAAAUGAAAAAGAAAGCAGAAAUCAGAAAGAAAAAGCUUGCAGCUCAACUUUUUGUCACUGAUACUUAUGAUCCGUGUGUCCACAAACAUUUUAAACCAGAAUCCAUUGAACGGGAGUUUUUAACUCACCAACAGUACUUGGAAAUGCUGGCUACACCAAGAGGCUACCGAUGGGCAGGUGAAGUGGACCGCGACAACCCUGAGUUAGCGAUCAAUAAACUAAAGAAAAGGAGAGCAAAGCGAAAACGAGAUAACUUUGUACAAUCCCAGGCUGGAGAUGGCGAAGAAAAAGAAACCUUUUGUGAUAUUGUGACUCCAGAAACUACAGGAAUAUUGAUCAAUUUCCUGGUGAAUGAAUUUGGAAUGUCAUUUGAAGAAGCUCAAGACUUCAUUGAUAGUGUCCAACAAACUUUUAAUAUUAAACAACCUUCAUCACAAUUGAAAAAAACAAAGCAAAAUAUGGUGAAAUAUAAAUGGACAAAAGAGUACUGUGAAAUGUUUUCAAAUCUAUUAGAAAAGUACCUAGAAGCAAUGCUGACCAAAAGAAGGACACCAAGAAUAAAAAAAAUUACAGAAGUUAUAGUAGACCGUGUUUGUGACCUAACAAAGGAAAAAAUCAAAGUGGAAAGGCCCAAGAAAAAAAGUCAUAAAAUAAUUGUACAUAUUGCAGACCGUUUAGCAUUAUGGAUAGAUGAUGUUUACAAAACUGAGUGGAAGAGAAAAACUCCAGAAGAAGACAUACAUGAGAGCGAGCUUGAGGAAGAAGAAGAGACAAAGGAACCUAUUGAAGAAAAAGAACCAGAAAAGAAAAAGGAAAAGGAACCAGAGAAAAAAGAGGAAAAGCAACCAGAAAAGAAGGAGGAAAAGAAACCGGAAAAGAGAGAGGAAAAGAAACCGGAAAAGAAAGAGGAAAAGAAACCGGAAAAGAAACCAGAUAAGAAAGAAGAAAAGGAACCAGAAAAGAAAAAAGAAAAGGAACCGGAAAAGAAAGAAGAAAAUGAACCGGAAAAGAAAGAAGAAAAAGAACCAGAAAAGAAAGAAGGAAAGGAACCGGAAAAGAAAGAAGAAAAGGAACCAGAAAAGAAAGAAGAAAAAGAACCGGAAAAGAAAGAAGAAAAGGAACCGGAAAAGAAAGAAGAAAAGGAACCGGAAACGAAAGAAGAAAAGGAACCGGAAAAGAAAGAAGAAAAUGAACCAGAAAAGAAAGAGGAAAAGGAACCGGAAAAGAAAGAAGAAAAUGAACCGGAAAAGAAAGAGGAAAAGGAACCAGAAACGAAAGAGGAAAAGGAACCGGAAAAGAAAGAGGAAAAGGAACCGGAAAAGAAAGAAGAAAAGGAACCUGAAAAGGAAGAAGAAAAGGAACCAGAAAAGAAAGAAGAAACGGAUCCGGAAAAGAAAGAAGAAACGGAACCAGAAAAGAAAGAAGAAAAGGAACCAGAAAGGAUUGAUGAAAAUGAACCGGAAAAGGAGGAAGAUAAAGAUCCAGAAAAUAAAGAUGAAAUAGAGAAGCCUGAAGAACUGAAAGAAACACUAGAAGAAGAAGAAGAAGAAGAAGAAGAAGAAGACGGAAAGUUAAGUCAGGAACCAGUUGAGACAAAAGGAGAGGAGGAUGUGGAAAAGAAAGAGGACAAGAAAGUAUUAAUUGAAGAACAGGCAACCAAUGUAGAUGAACAACUACCAAAGCAUGAUAAGAAAAGUCUUAUUGAACAAGAGAUAAUACUAGAGGAAAAACAUGUUGAGGACAAAAGUCCAGAAGAGAUCAAACAAAAAACCUUAGAUGAAAAGCAAAUCCAUGAAGUAUUACCUCCAAGGAAGAGCCCUGGGUUUGCUUUUGAAGUUAAGCCUAAAACAGAAAGCAAAUUACAAGUACAAAAGUUAAGUUCAAGCACAGUUGCUGGGGUCACAGCGAAAGUGAGAGGAGUGGAAGCACCUCCUAGGAGGCGCAAAGUACCAGAUACAGAGAGUCCUUUGAAUCUGAAAUCUGCAGAGGACUGGGCUGAUUGGGCAGAAAAUAUUGCAAACACAGCUAAGGAGUGGGGAAAUUGGCUGGAAAGCAGGUUAACUGAGGCUGAAAAACAGAUAUCAGAUCUGCGCAGAAGUAAAACUCACUGGCAGGCAUGGAGGGAUGAGGGGCACACAGAGGCUUUGAAAUGGAGAGUAGAAGAAAGUAGAAUGAAAGAAGAAGGCAAAAUAUGGAACAAAAAGAUUGAUGAACAGCUUAAGAAUAAAUCUGAAACAGAAAUAAGGACCACAGAAUAUCAUAAUUAACACACUUAUUGUUUUGUAUAUUGAUUAUUACGCAGGUGUACAAUUGUAAUAUUUAAAAAUAAAAAAUGUAUGCUUAUAAUUACCUAAUAGUUUUGGA
Messenger RNA from Macrosteles quadrilineatus (aster leafhopper), 4982 nucleotides. RefSeq names its product trichohyalin-like. The transcript has 11 exons. The record is from RefSeq and is a predicted model, not a curated record. Bases 161 to 4885 code for a protein of 1574 amino acids. NCBI's taxonomy places the organism in Eukaryota, Metazoa, Arthropoda, Insecta, Hemiptera, Cicadellidae.